AUGCUUUGUUUAUGUUUCUUUUCCAUUGAUGACAGCGCUUGUUUGUUUGGAACGUGAGAUACCGGAAACCAAUAAAAACAGAAAACACUGAGAAAUUUCGGUCAAAUUACUAUCUAUCUAAAAGGUUGCUGCACAACUGUAUUUCAUUAUGUCCAAAUAUAAUCAUAAAUAAAUAACUUUAAUAGUGUUUAAAAGACAUGCAAUAAGAUAUAAAAGAAACUAAUCAUGGCAGGUGAUGAUAGAAUUACAUUUGUACAAAAAGAUUUAUCUGGUAAUUCAUUCCCAAUCUUCGAAGAAGUUAAACGCUUGGGAAAAUUAUGUGAUGUGACUUUAAAGGUUGAAGAUCGACAUUUUUAUGCUCAUAGAAUUAUUUUAGCUGGUACUAUACCAUAUUUUCAUGCAAUGUUUAUGAAUGAUAUGGUCGAAAGUACCCAAGAAGAAAUUACAAUAAAAGAAAUAGAUCCUGAUGCCUUGGAAUUAUUGAUAGAUUUUGCAUACAGUGGAAAAGUUGUCAUUAGUACCUCAAAUGUUCAAUCUUUACUUGUGGGAUCAUCGUUUCUGCAACUUCUUAAAGUUAGAGAUGCUUGUUGUGAUUUUUUAAAGAAAAGAUUGCAUCCAAAUAAUGUUUUGGGUGUUCAAUCCUUUGCAGAUGUUCUGGGCUGUACAUCACUUGUUGAAGCAACUAAUCGUUAUAUUCAGAUGUAUUUCAGUGAUGUAGCACGCUCUGAAGAGUUUCUGAACUUGAAGUUUGAGGAAAUUAAAGACAUAAUAAGUAGAGAUGAGCUGCAUAUAGCAAAUGAAGAACAAGUUUUUGAAGCUGUUAUAACUUGGGUAAAGUCUGAUUCAAAUAGAAGUGCUUAUCUGCCAGAAUUAUUGACUGAAGUUCGAAUGCCUUUACUAACUCCUCAGUAUUUGACAGACCAUGUUUCUACAGAAGAACUCAUAAGAACUUCCCAUCAAUGCAGAGACUUAUUGGAUGAAGCUAAAGACUAUCAUCUUAUGCCAGAGCGUAGGCCUCUAUUGCAGAGUUUUCGUACAAGACCUCGAUGCUGUCCAGAUAUCAUAGGUUGCAUUUAUGCUGUUGGUGGACUCACAAAAUCAGGUGAUUCUUUAAGUACAGUUGAGAGGUUCGAUCCAAAAGUUGGAAGGUGGAUGAUGAGUGAGGCAAUGAAUAUGCUUCGAAGUAGAGUUGGUGUAGCUGUUAUGCAUAACAAAUUAUAUGCCAUUGGAGGAUACAAUGGUUCAGAACGUCUAAGCACUGUAGAAGUUUUUGACCCAGAGUCUCGAGAAUGGUCAACUGCUGCUUCUAUGAACUGUAAAAGAAGUGCUGUGGGAGCUGCAACACUUUUUAAUAGACUAUAUGUAUGUGGUGGAUAUGAUGGCAUAUCUUCUUUAAAUACAGUUGAGUGUUAUGAUCCAGAAGAAAAUAUAUGGACAAUGGUGACCAGUAUGUCUAAGCAUAGAAGUGCUGCUGGUGUUGUAGCAUUUGAAGAUCAUAUCUAUGCUUUAGGAGGUCAUGAUGGGCUUUCUAUUUUUGAUUCUGUUGAAAGAUACAAUCCUCUAAGUGGUCAGUGGUCGCUAAUGCCUCCUAUGCAAACAAGACGAUGCAGGUUGGGAGUGGCCACUCUAAAUGGUAAAAUUUAUAUCUGUGGGGGAUAUGAUGGCUCUACAUUCCUACUUACAGCAGAAGUUUACAAUCCUGCUACAAGAGUGUGGUCUUACAUUGCACCAAUGAAUGUGAUGCGAAGUCGAGUUGCCCUUGUAGCGAACUGUGGAAAACUGUAUGCUAUUGGUGGAUAUGAUGGAACAACAAAUCUCAGCUCUGUCGAAGUUUACAACCCAGAAAAAGAUCGGUGGGAUUUUAUUGCAUCAAUGUGUGCACAUGAGGGAGGAGUAGGUGUUGGCGUUAUUCCAUCUUUAUAAUGAACAAGGUGGCUAAUAAUGUUAAAUAGUUUUUAUUUUACUAUUUCUUGGUUCGUUUGAGUAUUUAAGUGUUGGCGAUGAAGUUGCAUACUGAUGGUAUUUGGUGUGCAAAUCAUUGGUCUUUUAUACUUGUAGUUUAAACAAAUUCCUUGAAUUCUGAAAUUCAUUUUAUUAUGUUUCUGUUAACUCAGGUUUUGGGAUGUUGAGGUUGAAAGCUGAUGUUUGAAGAUAAAGUAUAAAGAAGACCACUCUUAAGAAAUUAAUAUCAUUUUUUGGUGUAGUUGUGGUAUAGAAUAAUUAAGUUUUUGAUGAGAAUAAUAAUGACGUUUUUUUACAUUAUGUUAGGUGUAAUGUUUAAUCUUAUAGCUUUCAUUUGACCAAGCUUGCACACAUUUAAAAUCUAUUUUAUUUUGACAUAGCUGUCACUAUGUAAAGUGUGACAAAAUUAAACAUUAUCCUCAUAUCAAGAACAAUGAGCAAAUUAUCUGAAUCAGUUAUUUUCAUAAUGUCAAACUUUUAUUGGUACUAGUGCAUUAAUCUCAUGAUAUUGGGAACUUUUUUGCUGAAAUGCAUAUCUUUUGAUGAAUUUCAGGUUUGACCACUUGUCAUUAGGUUAAUAUAGUCAAUUGAUAACAUAGCAUCUAUGGUAAAUAAUUGCUGAUUGCAAAAGGUAUAAGAUCUUUGUUGAUUAAUCAUUGGUUUAAAUAAGAUAUGUUUAAUAUUUUUUUCAUGAUUAAUCACUAAUAUGUCGUUAAUACACUAGUACCUUUAAUUAUUUCUAUUGUUCAAAAUGUCAAAAGACAUGGAAAAAAGUUAAAUAAAAAGUUACAUAAGCUAAUGGAUAAAUAUCUAAAAUUCAUUAUUUUUUUCUUAUUA
Argiope bruennichi is the source of this 2799-nucleotide messenger RNA. It is a transcript of the gene KLHL18, whose product is annotated as kelch-like protein 18. Lineage: Eukaryota; Metazoa; Arthropoda; Arachnida; Araneae; Araneidae. Gene Ontology annotation, molecular function: protein binding. The record is from RefSeq and is a predicted model, not a curated record. Bases 226 to 1923 code for a protein of 565 amino acids. The transcript has 9 exons.